UUCAAUGAAGUAGGUGGUGGAGAUUCAUUCAAAUUGGACCAAGUACUAACGUAUGCUUGCCCACUCCUAAUGCCACCCCUAGUGAGUAGGCAAUGAUAGGAUUUUUAUGGAGUCAAACCACCUAGAUCCCAACAAGAGGGGCACAAAAAUCUACCACCCCACAAGCUGAAGCAGAAAUGUUCAGCUGAGGCAUGUUAUGAUGUCCAAAAGGCCACAACAAUCACAAGCUACACGUGUUUGUGAUAAGCCUACUAAGAUUGCUAAGUCUUGACAGAAGGGCAUGCCACCAAUCAUUGAUAAUGGUCAUGGGGGCAUAUCUAACCAAACACAACAUGAGAGAACCACACAAAAAUUUCAUUGGAGGUUUUGGGGUGGAUCGAGACUUAGGAGCCACUGUCACGCUUAUGGCGUUAAAGAAGCGCUUAUUGGGAGGCAACCCAACCACUAAGGUUUGCAUUUCUUUUCACUUUGCUUUGGUUCCCCAGUAAAUAAUUCAACUUUUGGGAGCUUACGGUGUUUUGGGACGUUACCUUGCUCUUUUGAAUUACAUCCGACCUCCCAAGUCCCUCCACCAUUAUUCACACCUAAUUCAGUAACUUCGUUCUACCCUUCUUAUCUUUUCUCCAUCGAAGACAAUGUCGUGCUUAAGUGUGUGGGUGGGGGGGGGGGGUGUAUUGCAUGAUAUAUGAUUAUAUGUUGUGUGUGUGAAUGAGUGGUGUGAAUUAGUGGUUGGCCUAUUCUAUGAAUGAUUUGGAGCCUUAAUGAGUGCCCAAAUUUCAAAAAUUUGAGGGCUUUGAGCACAAGUGUGUGAAUGAAUUAACUGGCCAAGCACCAGGUAAUCAAAGGAGAAAAAGGUCGCCCAUUCACCUGGCCAAACGCCACGCGAGUUAUUCUCCAGAUUGAGUUUAAACCAACCAUCAUGAUCGGACCCAAAGAAUUGUUGCCUAGCUUGCAUCGGCAGAAUCCUCUCCCAAACCUUUUUGAUUGUCUCGCAAUCCCUAAGACAAUGCAGAUUUGUUUCGAUUUCCUCCUUGCAAACCUUACCUUUUUGAAUAUGCAUUUUAACUUCUUCAACCCCUGAUCCAUAUCAGCCAUGCAAAAUGUGAGACAUGACCCUUUGUUGAAAUUCCAUCAGUUCCUUUUGUUCAUGAAACCUUAUUUUGAACUCAAAACCUAAAAUAAAUAUGCUAAUCUCUAGUUUGGUGUUGUGUUUUUGUCUUUGUUUAUCCUCAAUUAUUGAAGCUUGGUUGAUAAUUAAGUUGGUUGGACUUGGAUCCAUAAAACUUAAAAAUGGUGUGCUGAUAAUAAGAGGGGAUGGCUGGUUGGAGCAAGAGAUACAGUUUAAUUCAUGAGAGCCAGCCAAUGAGUCACCAUCACCAGGAGCUUAAGCUUCCAUGGAUAACUGAAUUUGAAGGUUCUGCUGUAUAUAUUUUGGGCCAGUGUGCGCUUCUUGGUUUUGCGUUUACUGCACAGUGGAAAAGCUCUUUUAGUAGGGAUAUAUCAUAUAUGUGUUGUUUUACAUAGAAGCGAGUUUGGUUUUGUGAUUGAGAACAAUAAAUUUCAACUAAAAUAGCAAAAAUCAGUCUGUCUUUAGAAGGUCGGAGUGUGUAUACAAUUUAUGAAACAUUGUAGAAGAAAUAAUAAAAAUAAUUCUUUUAUGGAUCAUCUCGAUGAAUCAAUUGCAAUACGAGACAAUUUGGUCAACUGUUUCAUUUUACAAAAUGAGUAAUUAAAACAAGUCAAUUUGAAUUAUCUGCACUAGCCUAAGACAAUUGUAAUUGCUUCAAAACAAAUCAAUUCGAAAUUUUCCAGGCCAAAUUGCUUCAUCCAAAUUUUAUGUUGUGAAACUAGUCAAUCUGACUCAAUUAUCUCAAGCAAUUGUCCUGGACAUGUCUGUGGCGGGUUGAAAACAUGUCAUGUACAUGUUUGGGAUGAGUUGAGAACAUGCCUGAAACAAGUCAGGUACGGAUUUAGAACAUUUUUGAAGAUGUUCAGGACGAGUUCUCCACAUGUUUAGGGUAUUUCUGGGAUAGGUUCUCAACAUGUCUCGGGUAUUUCCUGCAUCUCCUGACAUAUUUCGUACAGGUUUUUGACAAGUCCCAACAUGUAUAGAAUAGGUUUCCUACAUGUCCUGUGCAUACAUGGGACGGGUUAUGUCGUGGCUAUGUUUGGGAUUGGAUUUCGACAUAUUUCGUACAUAAUUUGGCUAAUUUUUUGUUAAAAUUAUCUCUACAUUUUAAUGUUAUUUUUUAUUUAUUAGGAAACAACUUUAUUUUCCGUUAUGAAAAUUAUAUCUUAAAUUGCCAUGAGCAAUGUAGUAAAAAAACGCGUCUUAAAACGCAUGUUUUGUAAUUUCUGCUAGGCAAAAUGCUUAAGUUUCUAUAUAAAACGUAUUAUGAGCAAAAAUAUUAAAAAAACGGUAAGAGAAGGUAAAAUCGGUCAAAAAUGCGUUUUUAUCUGUUUUUGUAUGUUUCUGUUUGAAAGAAUUUCAACCAGUCUAGCUACUCAGGUGGCCGUCUAUGCGCUCUUCCGUAGCCAGUCUAGCUCGUUGUUGUCUCCUGAGCUGGCGACAGGUGCGAUCAAUCUCUGGAUUCAACGGCAGUAAACCUCCUGACUGGCUACGGGUCAUGCACUACCUGCACACACUCAAGCAAGCAAACCCGUGAAGGCACAAGUGGGACAAAGCAAAAAGAAAAGCUAAAUUAACAGAAAUCACUUUUCUUCAACAACCUAGCCGUUCCCCGGAAACGGCGCCAAAAACUUGACUCACUUCUACUGUCACCCUAGGAAUUGGCCAAGUGAAACCACUUCCUAAAGCGUAGUAUAGCGGGUUUAGGUUUAAUUAUCAACCCGGGUCCUAGAUUUGAUGACUACUCAGUGAAUUCUUGUUAUCUAGCAAUGAAACUUUAAUGCAAGUCUAAGCUAACAAACUAACAAAGCAAGUAAACUGUUGUAUUCAGGUUAAGAGAGGUCACCCGGAUAUGGUUCCCCCUAGACUGCAGUUAAGCCGAAUUGUAAUUACCAAGUUCAGUUUCUAUGAUAGUUAUACUGCGGAAGGUUCUUAAACAGCCUGAAGUCUCGACUAAAGGUCUUCAGACCCUCUCAAUCUGAGUCUCUAGCGGGCGACUAACCUCCACCGGAGUAAACAGAUUGAGGCCUUAACAAACAAAACCUCCACUACCGGAGUAAAUCCGGUACAGAAUAGUGAGUUGGCUCCUCGACUAAAGUCACCAACUCCCUACCUUCAAUCAAGGAUGCUCUAUCAACCUAGGCAGAUAUUCUCAUUCUAGGUUAAAGCAGAAACAACAGGAAUUUGAUCAGGAUUCAAGUCAUUCAAUCAUUCAAACCUCAAUCGAAUAUAAUCAAAUCAUAGAAUCAGUACUUGGGUUCAUACAAUCAAACCUAACAUACAAAUCUAGGGUUCUCCAUACCCAGAUGAAUGGGAGAACUACUCCAUGGAGAAAGAAGCAAAAGCAUAAUCAGACACGGAAUUCAUACUGUGAAGGAUGGAUUCCUGCUCCUGGACGUUGAUCGGCACUUCUCCAAGCUCAAACUGGCCUCCAAUGGUGUUGAAGAUCAAGCUAGGGCGCUUGGAGACUCUUGUUCGUCGCUUUAUCUCUCUAGGAAUCGUUCUCUCUCUCAAAAACUCGAAUCCCCUUCUCUUUGGCUGAAAAUCUGCUUAAAAAGGCAUCACUGGCCAAAGCACGGUCGAGGGCACGGCCGUGCUUUGCCUCAGCCCGCCCGUGCUUUGGCUAGUGUUAAUUACACGGCCAGUGCAUUGGGAGAAACACGGCCGUGCUUUGGAGAGAACACGGCCGUGCUUUGGGAGAACACGACCGUGCUUUCAGCCCGUGUAAUCAGCUCAUGUUUGCCAAACUCGAAUUAGCUCUCGGCAGUAAAAGCACGGCCACAGAACACGGCCGUGCUUUGGGAGAACACGGUCGUGUAAUGAAUUAGGUGUGCCCGUGUUUUGGCUCCAGCUCGACGAAAUGACUUCCGAAUGCCCCGAAACUCGUGCUUAGCCUUUCCUUUGACGCCUGGGACCUGAAAUAUGACAAAAUAGCACAACCCGGCGUAAAAUAGGCCAAAAUUACACGACUAUGCCCCUCAAACGGAUAAGAACUAGGGGUGCAAAUAUGUGCAAUUACAUCGUUAUCAAACUCCCCCACACUUAACCGUUUGCUUGUCCCCAAGCAAACCUAACUCAAACCAAUGCAACUCUCCAGACCUCUAUAGCAACAAACAACCCAGAUCUUAGGUAGAGGACUUCCUAGAUCAUUUAGCAACUUACGAGGUCAACCGACGCACAAGUCAUCUCAUAGCUUCUUCGGCGAGAGCACUAGUAUCGAGUCGGCAUCAUGGCAAAUAGUGAACAGAGGACAAAUGAAUUGUGGAUGAAGAGAUUCUCAAAAACAAAGGAUCAUGGACUCA
Molecule: messenger RNA, 4431 nt
Organism: Linum trigynum
Lineage: Eukaryota; Viridiplantae; Streptophyta; Magnoliopsida; Malpighiales; Linaceae
Source: the annotation of a GenBank genome assembly